Mustela erminea (ermine) is the source of this 1730-nucleotide messenger RNA. Its product is annotated as gametogenetin-like. Bases 902 to 1615 code for a protein of 237 amino acids. The record is from RefSeq and is a predicted model, not a curated record. The transcript is spliced from 4 exons. Lineage: Eukaryota; Metazoa; Chordata; Mammalia; Carnivora; Mustelidae.
AGCCCCGCGCAGUCCACCGAGGGCCUGUCCCCGAGCCCCGCUGCCUACUCAGACCCCGCCCAGCCCACCGGGAGCCCCGCCCAGCCCCUCAGGCCGAGCCGAGCUCCCCGCCAGUCUUCCACCUGUUCGCCACAAGCUCCGCUCAGACCCCCUCCCUUUGGAGGUCACAGGCCCCGCCUUGCCCUCCCCCUCCCCCAGCUAGCCCUGGGGCCUCCCCGGAGGCCGGUCCUCGGCCCCUUGGUGCUCCCCGCUGGGAGGCGGGGUGGGCCUGAGGGCCGCCCGGCCCUGCCUUCAAGAGGACGGGUCACUACUGCAGACCCCACCGCAGAGAUCCGGUCAGCCCAUUCCCUGACGCCCACGAUGCCUCCCGGGAACCUCCCCAGGCCGGGUUGAUCAGAGCCUAAUCCCGUCCUUUUACGUGCCUCCACCCGUUUCCUGUGGUUUGGGGUCUCCCCCUGCUCGGAGGCCGGUCCUCUCUGGAGGACACCCUGACUAGUCCCGGUGUGUUCGUGUCCCGAGCAGAAAAGGCUAGUGGGGGCCCUGCACGGCCCGUUCCCGCUGGCUCAAGCCCGGGCUAGAGAGACCACAGCGGGACCCCGAGCGCGCACAUUGGCGGCGCUGCCCGCCCUCCGGCCGCCCUGUCGUGGGCCCUCGCAGGAGAGUUUGGGACAAGCAGCAAUGGAGGGGUACCCGGAGGUCUUCAGGCGUGGCGCAAGACACCAAGACAGAGGAGGGGACCCCCCGGGAGGGGAAAGAGGACGUGGGUGCGGACGCCGGCAGGAUCCAGCCCAGAGCUGAGUCCUGGCAGGGCGUGAGUCAGGCUGUCUGCCCAACACGGACAGGAGGCUCCUAGCUGGGCGCCGGGGCAGGGUGGGAGGGCGGGAGAAGACGCACAGGGUGGAUGAGCGGGAGGGACCGCAGAGGCGGACCAGAAGGGGCUCCGAGCCGCCAACGUAGGGAGGACAAAAAAGAUUGGACGUUCCCCGUUCGGAGCGGGCGCCGGACCGAGCUAGUUGACCAGGGCGGAGUCCACCGGAGGGAUGGGGGUGUGACUACACGGACGCCCCGCGCGCUUGCUCUGGCCUCGCCCGAUGCCGUGCGCUGGAGACGCGAGGCUGGCGACCCGGCUCGGCUCCGGCUCCGGCUCCGGCUCGGCUCCGGCUCCGGCUCGGCUCCGGGAGCGCACACUCGUUGGCCCACCGCCCUGGCUCCACAAGGGCGAAUGAUCGUAGUCCCCGGGCUUCGCAACAGCCCUCCUGGGGCUCCCAGCACUCCCCGUCGCGGCCAGAAGAGACCCUCAGUUGAAUUGCGAGCGCCCCCCACACCCCUGUUCCCGGCUCUCGCCCCCGCCUCGUGCACUCCCGCCCAUCCCCCCACAACGCCCGCGCGCCCGCCUCGGCCCAGCGCGUGGGCACCGGCCACGGGCCCCGCUCGCCCCACCCGCCUUCGCGGCCUGCCGGGCCCGGCCGCCGUGCCCCCUGCCCGCGGGCCCCAGCUUUCCGCCCGACGCCCGGGGGCUGGCUGGCCAGGAGUGACCCUGGACAGGGAUUAUGUCCAGGGGCGAACGCUUUCGAACCAAAGGGACCCGCGUGGCCGCAGAGGCGCAAGGAGCUAGGUUGCCAUUGGCCAGGCCGUGCUGCAGGUCGGCGGCACGAUUGGCUGAGGCUCUGGGCCCCAGCACGCAUGCCCCCGCGCGAUUGGUCCCGGGCUCCCAGAGCCCGCCUCCCGCG